Acanthaster planci (crown-of-thorns starfish) is the source of this 674-nucleotide messenger RNA. RefSeq names its product ribosomal protein S24 (gene rps24). Gene Ontology annotation, cellular component: ribosome. Lineage: Eukaryota; Metazoa; Echinodermata; Asteroidea; Valvatida; Acanthasteridae. The record is from RefSeq and is a predicted model, not a curated record. Gene Ontology annotation, molecular function: structural constituent of ribosome. Gene Ontology annotation, biological process: translation.
AGCAAUUGACGCAGCAUAUUCGCUGUAUAGCACACACUGAAAAAAAUAUAACGAUUACCACUGAAGAGUCUCUUUCCAGGCAGCCAUUACCGUUACCAACAUGGGUGACUCGGCAAUAACAGUCCGAACCCGGAAGUUCAUGACAAACCGCUUGCUGAACCGCAAGCAGAUGGUUGUGGACGUCCUCCAUCCAGGCAAGGCGACGGUGCCCAAGACCGAGAUCCGGGAACAGCUGGCCAAAGUCUACAAGACCACGCCGGACGUCAUCUUCUGUUUCGGCUUCCGCACCCAGUUUGGUGGGGGCAAGACGACAGGGUUCGGCCUGGUGUACGACACGCUGGACUUUGCCAAGAAGUACGAGCCCAAGUACAGAUUAGCACGGCAAGGCCUGUAUGAACGGAAACGCCCCUCCAGGAAGCAGCGCAAAGAACGCAAGAACAGACAAAAGAAGGUGCGGGGAACAGCUAAGAGCAAGGUGUCCGCCGGCAAGAAGUAAUGAGGUUGCUGAUUUUCGGCCGAUGGGUCUCGAGACCGUAGGCUACGCUCCCAAGGGUCAUCUGCGUGGGUCAACUAGGGUUACGCUGGGGUCAAAGGUGAAUCACUGUAUGCACAGCUGGUCAUUGUGAAAUGUACAGAAGGUGAAUAAAGAAGCCAAUUGCUUAUCGAAAGAAAAA